Penicillium maclennaniae is the source of this 324-nucleotide messenger RNA. RefSeq lists its product as uncharacterized. Bases 1 to 324 code for a protein of 107 amino acids. The transcript is spliced from 4 exons. Lineage: Eukaryota; Fungi; Ascomycota; Eurotiomycetes; Eurotiales; Aspergillaceae. The record is from RefSeq and is a predicted model, not a curated record.
AUGUCGGACCCUAGACUCAUUGAUAUGGAACCCGGUGGGGAGAGCACACAAUACGAGUCCAUUCGAGAAUUUACAAUCACCCCUGCGAAACAGACUGGCCAACUAGGUGUUGGUGAACCUCAUACCAAAAGCGAGCUUUACACCGGAACCCAGCCUGUGCAAGAGGGUACCGCGAGUCGAGACGAAUAUAUCAUGGCACAGAAGCUUGGCAUGGGACAGGUUGAUGAGAACAAAGAUCUGGAUUUCGAGACCAAGGGCGAUGCGGCAGCCGCCAAGGCCAGGAGACAGCAAGGGUAUGGGCCCGGCUCCAAUGUUGGGGCUUAG